CGACCAAUCAGAAGCCGAAACGCUGCCAUUACGCGCUCAUUUGCUAAGUUAUCGAGAAUAAUUCUUUUGUCAACAAAGCUUUGCAUGUGAUUGCUUUGAAAUUGGUCCGCUUUCAGUCCCAAUUCCCUCUAACUUAUAAUAUGUGCCCAGCGCAGGACACUCAUCACUGAUCGACUCCAGUGCGGUGACAUCUAGCUCGCGACAGUGUUCAGUACACCUUCCGCACAGCCGGCAGAGUCUCAAACGUGCAUCGCCCAACCUUAAACCACUUGUAAAGGUCCACCUCCUAUCGUUUAGAUCGGCAGGUAGCCUGUGGUAUCACCAGAUCUAGCCGGCCCGAGAGCGCCGCAACUCCCGUUCCGAUAGCACGAGACCGGCGGCGGCGGACAGGGACGAUUUGGCACGCCGACAAUAGGCACAGGUCGACCGGAAGCGACUCUCUUAAGGUGCGCUCGCUCGACUCUACUCGACUCGCCACGGACUUUCUUCUGUGUGUCAUCCAAGAAACUUGAGAAUAUGGAGAGCUCAAGUUUUCCCAGCAAGUUUGGCAUCGAUUCAAUCAUGACGCAGCACCCCAGUUCGUCGUCAGACUCUGAGAACAGUAACGACAGCCGUGCGAACAGUCCCGAGCACCAGCCGGACACGUUAGCCACCUCUACGGGUAGUCCUGUCGCCAACGGCACGGCAGAGUCGGGAGGUAACGGGGACCAAGACGAGAACGCCUCGGCGCCAGCGCCACCUGUCCCCGCCCAGCCUCCCGCUCCCACCCGAACCACUUCAACCACGUCCUUCUUCAUUAAAGACAUCCUCAGCGACAACCACAACAAUGUCCGGCGGGAGAAGAGGCCGUCUCCUACCGACGACGACAGAUUGGACGGCUCGCUGCAGGACAAGUUCGACACAGACGACACCAGCGCGUCCAUACAUGAUGCCAAAAGUGACAUUGACGACAAAUCAGAAGACAUGAAAGACUCAAAAGGAAAGGACGACUCAGAAAUCUCCUCCAGUCGAGACAGCCCUCAUCACCUGAAGCCCAAGAAGCCUCGGAAGGCGCGCACAGCCUUCACGGACCACCAGCUCGCCCAGCUGGAGCGCAGCUUCGAGAGACAGAAGUACCUGUCCGUACAGGACCGGAUGGAGCUGGCCGCCUCGCUCAACCUCACCGACACACAGGUCAAGACGUGGUACCAGAACAGAAGGACGAAGUGGAAGCGACAGAACGCGCUGGGUUUAGAGCUGUUGGCGGCGGAAGGUAACUUCACGGCCGUACAGAGGAUGUUCCCUCCCCCGUUCUACUACCACCCCAGCCAGGGCAUCGUGUCGAACAUGGACGCCAUGUACCUGCACCGGUCCCCUUCAGUCGCCUCGCUCCAGAGACCGGUCCUGCCGCGGUUCUUCCUGCACGGACUACAGCAGCACGUCUCGCACCUCCCACCGAACUGCCACGUCUGAAGCUUCGGGGGAAGACGCGUCCCCCUCCGAAGACUUUUCCCUCAUUCCUCCGAUAACCGAACACUGCUGAGCGAACUCUGUAAGCCGGCAACCUUGCCAAUCAGUCAAGAUUAAAGCUACGGAGAAGGGCGUCCUUGCCCUCCAAGAACUUUUGAGAGUCUGUCCAAGGUACUGAAUGAAAAAUCCACGAAGAAUGUAUCAAGUUUUGUACCAGAUGCAAACGGUAUUUCUACUUCAACACCUAUUGAACCGCCGAAGAAAAAAGAAAGAAUUGUACAGAGGCGUUGCAAAUGUAAAUAUUUCGCAAAAGAGGGCUUCUUUGUCGACAAAUAUAUCUACAUUUCCCGUGCAUGAAUGUUUACAUGAAACGUUUGCAGCGUUUCUAAGACAUUGUUAUCUAUCCAGCACGUUCAACAACAAAAAAGUCACCCACUCGAACUGCUGGUGAUUAUGCAAUGAGAAACAAACUCUCUUGUGUGUAUCUUGACUUAAGUAGUACGUUACAACGUUGGUUGCACGUGGGAUCUUGUCAGCACAAUGUCGAUCAUGGCAGAUUUCAAAGCACAAGUGACAACAUUUUUCACAGUUUUUCUUUGAUUAUGACACCAUUUUCACUGGUAACCGCAAUGUAUGAACGGAACUGAGUAAUCUUAUUGCAUUCGUGUAAUUUCCUGAUAUCAUAUUGAUAAAAAUUAUACAGAGGAGUAUUAUCUUUCCACGAUGCCCUUUAAAAAGAUAUGUUCUGUAUAUCUAGGUUGUGUCAAGAGGAUACCAGUGUAUAAAUAUGAUGAUGAUAUGUAUAUAAUCGGCAUGUUUCUGUUGCACAAAUACUUUGUUAUUACAAGCGACACUUCGAGGUCACAUUAAUUUAUUUUUUAUUACGAUGUUUUCCCAGAAGACGUGUAAAUAUAAGGUAUGAAAUUGGA
This is a messenger RNA of Branchiostoma floridae (Florida lancelet), 2378 nucleotides long. Its product is annotated as barH-like 1 homeobox protein. The record is from RefSeq and is a predicted model, not a curated record. Gene Ontology annotation, cellular component: nucleus. The coding region runs from base 517 to 1452 and encodes 311 amino acids. Gene Ontology annotation, biological process: regulation of transcription by RNA polymerase II. Lineage: Eukaryota; Metazoa; Chordata; Leptocardii; Amphioxiformes; Branchiostomatidae. The transcript is spliced from 3 exons. Gene Ontology annotation, molecular function: DNA-binding transcription factor activity, RNA polymerase II-specific; RNA polymerase II transcription regulatory region sequence-specific DNA binding.